AUGGACGGGAAAGAACACGAAACACCCAAAGAGCUGCUCACACUGCUCGAGGGGAGCCUACGCUGCUGCUUGCGAUACACCAAGGCUCUGCCGCGGAACUUCUCGUACCCUGAUCACGUCCGGAGUAUUAUUAAAUCUUUACAUGAGGAGAUCAUGAAGACAGCUGGUCAAGCUAAUUUGGAUGAGAACCAAGACAUAGUCACCAACCUUACACCAGUAACACCGCCGUUGCUCACUACGUCCGCUGUGACCGAGUCUGUCCAAUCAGAAGUUACGCACCUUGACGCGACUUCGCGCUUUCUUUCCGACGGCCCGAAGGAGGCGUUUGGACCCAUAGAAAGUGGAAGGUGCGAGGAGGUGCAAACGGUAGCGCUCCCAACGAAAUGUGAGCUUCAACCUGAAAAUGCGCAACCAGCCUCGGCUGUAUCCAUUCCAUAUGAACUCCUGGUCCACAUCCUGGACCUGGCGUGCGCCCCAUCAUCACUCAUUGACCCUCAUAUACGGCGCGGACCGAAAUCAGCUUGGUCUCAAAAUCUGCGCUUCCAGAAAGCAUUAGCAUCUGUGUGUAAAGCUUGGUGGGAGCCGGCACACGAGUUGCUGUAUCACCACGUUGUCAUUCGACGCCUUGAACAGCUACCCCUCUUAUUCAGGACGCUAUUGGACAACGCUACGCUACGGUCCCUAGUAAAAGAGAUUAGCGUGCUCUGUCACAUUGUAACCGGACACCGCCGCCUACUCGAUCUGUCACUCGCGAUGAUCCUGUCUGCCUGCCCAAAUAUUAGCCGAAUCGCGUAUAAUCCCACCUUAGAUGGCCCUAUCUCUCCGGUUACUGGAGCCGUCCCCGACUUCGUACCAAAGGAACGCCUCUCUCAGAUAAUCCAUAUCGAUUUGGGAGCACUGCACACAGUCCCAGAGUUGGCCCGUUUUUCCAACAUCACCCUGCUCUCAUGCGAUGCGGGGAACUUUGCGCAUGCUCUUGACGAUAAACCGUACACAUUCCGUGUCCUCGAGGAGCUCAGGUUGUCGUGGUUCUCCCCUAUCGUUGCUACGGUCUUCAAGAAAUUCUCCCCCGUAGUCUCUGGUCUACAUCUCCCUGCUCUACGCCGGCUCACGUUUUUACUUCAGUGGAAUAAUGUAGAAGCAAGCGUAAACUGCGGACGCUUCCUGGAUUGGCAUGGCUCACAGCUGCGGUUCCUUGCGGUGGACUCUACGAGCUUUCCAAGAAUCCGGGGCUUGAGCAAGUCUCUCACAGGCGAAGUUGUCCAAAAAUGGCUUGACAAGUGCCCGAUGCUCGAACAUCUUGUGGUACCCCGUAUAGAAGGCAUGAAGCUUCUCAGGCACCCAAAUCUACACUCUAUAGACAUAGUGGAUGACGUGUAUAAUAAGGACGGUACACAGCCUACACCUUAUACUAUGUCCGGCCCAACAGGCAAUGGCGUACCUCGCCUUCGUGCAACGCGCCUUCUCGAUUGCGCACUCUUCAAGCAAGUCGGGCCCACACUCCCCCUGUUAAUCCCGCCCGAGCGCUUCACUACGGCCAGACCAGUUAUGUCGUGGUUUUAUCCUGGACUGAUGAUUUGCGCGACCGAGCACGUCGUAUGCUCUCUUGACAUGGAAUGUCUGCGAGUCUACGGAUUUUCUCUGUCAGAAGACCCGGAUCUAUGGGAAGAGUCAGACGGAGAAAAGAAUAUGGAAUUCAUGGAGGGCGUGAACGAACACUCUGAAUCCAGGGAUAGCGAGGGCGUGGACUCAGAUGACGAGACGUACGUGUAUGAAUCGGGAUCGUUGUCGGAGUCGGAGUCAAGCGAGAUGUCGGAUGAUGCGGUUUCCGAAGCUGGCGCUGAAGGCCCGGAAGUGGAUCAGGCCAUAGCAGCACUGGAUACAUUUGUGGUUGUAUCCUGGGUCAUCGGCACCAUAACGCGUCCUAGUUGAACAUGGCCUCCUGACGUCGAGGGAACGAAUAGCCUGGCUUUUGUACCUCCUCUACACCAUCCUUGGCGAACAUCGUAGCAUCAGUCUCACCUAGUUCAUGUCAGAGUCAUAUCAAUACACCGUAAUAAUUGUUAUACUCUGGUAU
Molecule: messenger RNA, 2077 nt
Organism: Coniophora puteana RWD-64-598 SS2
Lineage: Eukaryota; Fungi; Basidiomycota; Agaricomycetes; Boletales; Coniophoraceae
Exons: 4
Coding region: 1-1932 (643 amino acids)
Source: RefSeq, a predicted model, not a curated record